AUGGCCUUCGUGCCCCCACCCGGCUACCAGCCCUACUACAACCCGCCCCUGCCCUACGUGGCCCCGGUGCCCGGGGGGCUCUGGCCGGGCAUGGCCGUGAGCGUGCAGGGCGUGGUGAGAGCGCAUGCGCAGGGGUUCCGCGUUAACCUGGCCCUGGGUUCCCACGACGACGCCGACAUCGCCCUGCACGUCAAUCCCCGAUUUGGGGCUGGGGUCUCGGUGCUCAACAGCCGCCGCGGGGGGGGCUGGGGGGACGAGCAGAGACGGGACCUGCACCCCCUGUGCCCGGGGACCCCCUUCGAGAUGAUCAUCAGUGUCACCCCCGAGGGCUACCGGAUCCUGGUGAACGGAACCUUCUACGAGGAGUUCCCGCACCGGCUGCCCCCGGAGCACGUGACGGCCGUGACCGUGGACGGGGACCUGGAGCUGCACUCGGCCUCGGUGCUGGGGGGCAUGGGCGCGUGUCCCCCGUGUGGCCCGGACGCCCCCCAGGUCACCCCCAUUUACCCCGACUGUAACCUGCCGGUGAUGGGGCAGCCCCCGACCCUGCACCCGCCCGUCCCCUUCAUUGCCACCAUCCCGGGGGGGCUGAUCCCCAAAAAAACCAUCAUCAUCAAGGGCUUCGUCCCCCACCACGCCAACAGGUUCCACCUGAACCUGCGGGCGGGCCCUGGCGGGGACAUCGUGCUGCACCUGAGCCUGAGGAUGGACGAGGGCGACGCCGUGGUGAGGAAUUCCUGCCUGGGGGGCGGCUGGGGCCACGAGGAGAGAGAGCUGCCCGGCUGCAGCCCCUUCCAGCGCGGCCAGUACUUCGAUCUUUCGAUCCGCUGCGGCAACCAUCGCUUCAAGGUGUAUGCCAAUGGGCAGCCGCUCUUCGAUUUCCACCACCGGGUGCCAGCCGGGCCCCACGUGGAUGUGCUGGAGAUCACGGACGAUGUGGUCCUGUCCUAUGUCCAUUUCUAACCCACACAAGUGUCCUGGCACUGCCCAAUAAGUGCCCUGGAACAGCCCCAGAACUGCCCCAUAACUGCCCUGUAAUUGUCCCCCUUAAAUGCCCCCCAGUUGUCCUCUCCAAACACUGACCUCA
Molecule: messenger RNA, 1087 nt
Organism: Zonotrichia leucophrys gambelii
Lineage: Eukaryota; Metazoa; Chordata; Aves; Passeriformes; Passerellidae
Gene: LGALS4
Product: galectin 4
Exons: 10
Coding region: 1-963 (320 amino acids)
Molecular function (GO): carbohydrate binding
Source: RefSeq, a predicted model, not a curated record